Linum tenue is the source of this 3156-nucleotide messenger RNA. NCBI's taxonomy places the organism in Eukaryota, Viridiplantae, Streptophyta, Magnoliopsida, Malpighiales, Linaceae. The record is from the annotation of a GenBank genome assembly.
CCAGAAAAACCCCUAUCAUCAAAGAUCAAAACCCUCCAGCUUCAGCUUCCCCUUCCCCCCAAAAAAAUUACAAAUAGAAAACCCCAAAAACCCGAAUAUAAAAGCCCCUCUCCGUCUUCCUCCUUCCUCACCCCAUUUCUCUCCGCCGCUGCGCUUCCCUCUCCCUCUGUCCGCAUUCAUUUUCCCAUUACUUCGGAGGGCUUCUUUCCCAAAUUUCCGGCAAUGGGUUCGGGGCUGCUCCCAGAUCUCGGCACCGAGAUAUUCAUCCCGGUGUGCGCCGUCAUCGGCAUCGCAUUCGCUCUGUUUCAAUGGGUGCUGGUCUCCCAAGUCAAGCUCUCCCCUGUCGCUUCUUCCGGCAGCAGGGACUCGCCCAGCAAGAACGGCUACAACGACUACCUGAUUGAGGAGGAGGAAGGGUUGAACGACCACAACGUCGUUAUGAAGUGCGCCGAGAUUCAGAACGCCAUUUCUGAAGGAGCGACUUCUUUUCUCUUCACGGAGUACAAGUAUGUUGGGAUCUUCAUGGUUGCGUUUGCAGCUCUAAUCUUCGUGUUCCUCGGCUCGGUCGAGGGAUUCAGCACGAAGCCACAGCCUUGCAGCUACGAUCCCAAGAGGACCUGUAAGCCUGCCCUGGCUACUGCUGCUUUCAGCACCAUAUCAUUCCUGCUUGGUGCUGUCACCUCGGUGGUGUCCGGGUUCCUUGGGAUGAAGAUUGCUACGUACGCGAAUGCCAGGACGACGCUCGAGGCGAGGAAAGGAGUUGGGAAGGCCUUCAUUGUUGCAUUCAGAUCCGGUGCAGUCAUGGGGUUCCUGCUUGCUGCUAAUGGACUUGUGGUGCUCUUCAUUACCAUCAACGUGUUCAAGCUCUACUAUGGUGAUGAUUGGAGUGGCCUUUUCGAGUCGAUCACUGGUUAUGGUCUGGGAGGAUCUUCCAUGGCCCUGUUUGGGAGAGUUGGUGGCGGGAUUUACACCAAGGCUGCUGAUGUUGGUGCUGAUCUUGUUGGGAAAGUUGAGAGGAAUAUCCCUGAGGAUGAUCCUAGAAACCCCGCUGUGAUUGCUGACAACGUGGGUGAUAACGUCGGUGAUAUUGCCGGUAUGGGAUCUGAUCUUUUCGGGUCAUACGCCGAGGCAUCCUGUGCUGCCCUCGUAGUGGCAUCCAUUUCAUCCUUUGGCAUUGACCAUGACUACACCGGAAUGCUGUAUCCCUUGCUGAUCAGCUCCAUGGGUAUUCUAGUCUGUUUGAUCACCACUCUCUUUGCAACUGAUUUCUUCGAGAUCAAAUUGGUCUCAGAAAUUGAGCCGGCAUUGAAGAAGCAGCUCAUCAUUUCCACGGUGCUGAUGACUGUUGGAAUCGCCAUCAUUACCUUCAUCAGCGUUCCAGCUACCUUCACCAUCUUCAACUUCGGAACCCAGAAAGUCGUCCAUAACUGGCAACUAUUCUUGUGCGUUGCUGUUGGUCUAUGGGCUGGCCUUAUCAUCGGAUUCGUGACAGAGUACUACACCAGCAAUGCUUACAGUCCGGUUCAAGACGUUGCUGACUCCUGCCGUACUGGAGCUGCCACUAAUGUCAUCUUCGGCCUUGCAUUGGGAUACAAGUCUGUCAUUAUCCCAAUCUUUGCCAUUGCAGUUAGCAUCUACGUCAGCUUCAGCUUUGCCGCAAUGUAUGGAGUUGCAGUUGCUGCUCUUGGAAUGCUCAGCACCAUCGCCACCGGUUUGGCCAUCGAUGCCUAUGGUCCCAUUAGUGACAACGCCGGAGGAAUAGCUGAGAUGGCAGGAAUGAGCCACAGAAUCAGGGAGAGAACUGAUGCACUUGACGCUGCAGGAAACACCACUGCCGCCAUUGGCAAGGGUUUCGCCAUUGGUUCAGCUGCACUUGUCUCCUUGGCCCUCUUCGGCGCCUUUGUGAGCCGUGCAUCCAUCUCAACAGUCGACGUGCUGACCCCCAAAGUGUUCAUCGGUUUGAUUGUCGGAGCUAUGCUUCCUUACUGGUUCUCCGCCAUGACAAUGAAAUCAGUCGGAAGUGCAGCCCUGAAGAUGGUAGAGGAAGUCCGUCGUCAGUUCAACACCAUCCCUGGAUUAAUGGAAGGCACAGCCAAGCCCGAUUACGCCACCUGCGUCAAGAUCUCCACCGACGCCUCCAUCAAGGAAAUGAUCCCUCCCGGCGCCCUUGUCAUGCUCACACCACUCAUCGUCGGAAUCUUCUUUGGUGUUGAGACUCUCUCCGGUGUCCUCGCCGGUUCUCUCGUGUCCGGUGUCCAGAUUGCUAUCUCUGCAUCGAACACCGGUGGUGCAUGGGACAAUGCCAAGAAGUACAUCGAGGCGGGCGCUUCGGAGCACGCCAGAACUCUUGGCCCGAAAGGCUCCGACCCACACAAGGCCGCGGUGAUCGGUGACACCAUUGGAGACCCGCUGAAGGACACCUCCGGGCCGUCGCUCAACAUCCUCAUCAAGCUCAUGGCUGUCGAGUCGCUUGUGUUCGCGCCGUUCUUUGCCACUCACGGUGGCUUGCUGUUCAAGCUAUUAUGAACCAUCGAUGCAGAUUGGAGACGGUGACAAAGCACUGAUGGAUCUCUUGCCCCAGGAGAGAUUGUUCUCACAUAAACAUGGUAGCAAGUCGGUAGUUUUUGCGGGUUUUAUUGGAGUCAUUGCAAUUGUUUCUCUCCUCCUGCCUUUGGUGGUAGAGGAAAUUUUUCCGCUAGGGUUGGUGAUGAAGAAAAGAGAAGUUUUGUCUUGGAUUACUUGAGGAACAAUGUACCACUGAGGAUGGUGUUUUUGUUGUUGUAGGGUCAGUCGGUUUCAGUUUCUAGGGCAACCAUUUUGUACUCCUGUGGCGUUUGUUUGUUUGUUCACGAUGAGUUUACUAUUUCUGACUGGGUGUUAAUGGCGGGUUUACAAUGGUUUACCUCUUUUUCCUUCUAGCAUUUGUCACACGUGAGAUUUCUACACCCUUGGAGGUUUUAAAAAUCGUAUCGUGUCGGUUGAUCAUAUCGGGAAUAUCAAAUCUCUAUAUGAUAAGUUGUUUUGGUGAUAUUACACGAUUCACUAACGAUUUUAGUCCAAAAAGACCAAAACACUUUAAAAUUAACUUUUUACUAUAUAUUUUCACGAUUUCGAAAUCAUUGUUGCCUCUUUUAAGAAAGUUUUAGAAUUAACCUC